Eimeria mitis is the source of this 870-nucleotide messenger RNA. Its product is annotated as SAG family member. The record is from RefSeq and is a predicted model, not a curated record. Bases 1 to 870 code for a protein of 289 amino acids. The transcript has 4 exons. NCBI's taxonomy places the organism in Eukaryota, Apicomplexa, Conoidasida, Eucoccidiorida, Eimeriidae.
AUGGCAGCAGUGGGGAACCGCCUCAACCACCACAAACAACCAAAAAAACCACAUACGCUGUCGAAUUGGGUACGUUGGCUGGCCUCGGGUGAUGUUAAAUGCUUGAAGUGCUGCACUUGUUGCAAACUCCGUGUGGGAGGCCACUACCGUCGACUUGGAGAUGAUGGCACAUGCCUCUCCGAGAUCAACAAUGCUCGUAAGAAGGCUGGCUUGAAUGAUUUCGUCAUACCUCAAGCGGAGACAAAGGACAAAAGACUGCCUGACAAAGGAGAGGAAGAUUCCGCCACCUAUGCAGAAUGGGUGUGGAAGCCCGUUUGCGACGUCUUGAUACCACAAGAAGCAGCAGGCAAGAGCACCGAGGCAGAAGCUGGAAAAAAAUUCAUGAGCGGCACAUACGCGUUCCAGGUCGUUGAUGCCGCUAGCCUUAGUUGCACUGCCGUAGUAGAAAAGUGGAAGAAUGCCUACAGCAACUUCAAUGGAUUGCCUCCACCGAACAAAGAUGCUGAGGAGUUGUAUACCAGCCGGGACAACAUCUCUUUCGUGGCCAUGUACAACCCUUCAGCCGAUGCUACCGCCGACUGCCGAGUCGUCACCUGCACUAGAAAGAUCGCGACUGUUUCAGCGGGCCUGUUAACGGAAAUGGGUGAGGAAGAGGAAGGGGAGGACCCACUAACUGAAGAAACAAAGGAAGGCUCUGCUUUGAUUUGCAUGACGACGCCUGACGUUCUUCCGGCGAACAGUGACAACCCUCCUUUCACAGAGGAGCAGUGGGGGCAGAUCGUCACCGCCUUCGAAGGAUCUGCCUCGGCUGUCUUGCCCAGUUUGCUCGGCCUUGCCGCAGCAUUGCUUGGCGUUGCGGCAGCGUUGUGA